This is a messenger RNA of Saccostrea echinata, 633 nucleotides long. RefSeq lists its product as uncharacterized. The transcript has a single exon. Bases 1 to 633 code for a protein of 210 amino acids. The record is from RefSeq and is a predicted model, not a curated record. Gene Ontology annotation, molecular function: nucleic acid binding. Lineage: Eukaryota; Metazoa; Mollusca; Bivalvia; Ostreida; Ostreidae.
AUGAGAACAGAUGUAGAGGAGGGACCGUUCAAAGGGCAGUUGAACAGUUCCAGAACAAAGUGGAUCUUUUAUGCACCAAACUCCUCCCAUAUGGGUGGAGUGUGGGAACGCAUGAUUGACAUAGCAAGAAGGAUCCUGGACGCUUUGUUCCUAAAACAAGGGAAUAUUAUCACCCAUGAAGUCCUGGUCACACUGAUGGCUGAAGUCUGUGCUAUAAUUAACUCUAAACCAAUUUCAGCCAUAUCGCAGGACUCAGACGCACCCAAGAUUCUGAGUGCUUCUUUGCUCCUUACACAAAGGAUUGCAGAUAUCAAGGACAUAUACAUAGCACAGUGGCGUCAUGUUCAGAUCUUAAGAAACACUUUCUGGGAACAGUGGAGAGAAGAGUUCCUUCAGAAUCACCAAACCCGUCAAAAGUGGACAGAGGAACGACCAAACAUUAAGAUAGGUGAUGUGGUCUUACUUAAAGACUCGGGUUUAGCCAGAUUCCAGUGGCCGGUUGGCAUCGUUGAAAGUGUUUUCCCCAGUGAUCCGGACGACCUUGUUCGCAAGGUGCGGAUUUGCAUAAUUAGAGAUGGAAAACCAGUGGUACUCACCCGUCUAAUAACCGAAAUGGUGCUCUUGAUAAACUAG